Messenger RNA from Papaver somniferum (opium poppy), 5190 nucleotides. RefSeq lists its product as uncharacterized. The coding region runs from base 402 to 4868 and encodes 1488 amino acids. The record is from RefSeq and is a predicted model, not a curated record. Gene Ontology annotation, molecular function: protein binding. NCBI's taxonomy places the organism in Eukaryota, Viridiplantae, Streptophyta, Magnoliopsida, Ranunculales, Papaveraceae. The transcript has 9 exons.
UUUUUUUUCUCACUCCCAAAAUUCCAAGCUCUCUUCAGUUAUCUACCACCACCCAAACCCUCCUCACCCUCACCUUCGUCGUCGUCUUCAUCUCUCUCUCUCCCUCCCUCCCUCCCUCCCUCAAGAACUCUGUUAUACCAAAACGUGAAAACCCCUCAAAACCCUAGAAUUUCAGGAUACCUUGAAAUUGGAAAUCUCAAUUUCGAUCUCUUUCAAUCAUUAUCGAAUCACUUUACUUCCUCCAUUCUCAUCAAUCAAUCUCGUUUCAUCUCUCCCUCCCUCUCUCUCCCUGUCUGUAUACAUCUAACUCUCUCGCUGUCUGUAUAACCUAACUCUCUCGCUGUCUGUAUCUCUGUUUGUGGAUUUUGAUUGAUUGUUGUGAAAUAAUUCACUGAGGCGCCAUGGCGAAAGGAAAGGUUGAUUUUCUAGAGGAUCUAGUUUUACCGAAAGCGGCUGCUAAAGAUGAGGGCACUGGAGGAAACAAUGAUGCAAAGUCGCUGUUGGGGUUUCUUGAUGAUUCAAAAGAUCAAGCUUCAGACAACAUCAUACCGCUGUCUCCUCAAUGGCUUUAUGCUAAACCAACUGAUAUUAAGCCAGGUGUUACCAAUGCACAAGGGGAUUUGCGAAACUCCACCGAUCUUGCUCAGAAAGAUGGUUGGCGAUUAGUUGGAUCGCAGGACAAGAAAGACCGGGGAAAGAUUGGAGGUGACACUGAAAAUGCUCGUCGCUGGCGUGAAGAAGAAAGGGAAACUGGCGUGCUAGGUAGAAGGCGAAAAGAAGAUAGGCGCAGUGACAGUGUCUCAAGUAAGGAAGCUGUUGAGGCUAGAGCUUUGCCUUCUUCUGAUAGGUGGCACGAUGUUUCCAACCGUAAUUCUGGUCAUGAAUCACAAAGAGACGGUAAAUGGUCAUCUAGGUGGGGUCCUGAUGACAAAGAGAAGGAAUCUCGAACCGAGAAAAAGGUCGAUAGCAAGAAAGAAGAAUCUUACAGUGACAAGCAGUCAUCUUCUGUUGGUAACCGUGCAAUUUUGGAGCGUGAAACUGAUUCUCGUGAUAAAUGGAGGCCUCGCCAUCGUUUGGAACUUCAUUCAGGCGGGUCAUCAACCCACCGUGCUGCACCAGGAUUCGGUUCGGAGAGAGGUCGGAUAGAACCUUCAAUUGUGGGUUUUGCUCCUGGUCGAGGAAGGGCAAGCAUCGUUGGGAGUCCAUCACUAAGUAGGCCUUCAUCCUCUGGCCCAAUUGGUGCUGCUCCUGUAGAUAGAAAGCGUGUUGUUUCUGCAGAUGCAUUUUGCUACCCUAGAGGAAAACUUCUCGAUAUCUAUCGUAAGCAAAAGCUUGUUCCGUCUUUUGGCGAAGUUCCUCUCAGUAUGGUGGAAAUAUCCCCAGUAACUCAAAAAGAUUUGGUCGAGCCGUUGGCCUUUGUUUCACCUCAGGAAGAAGAGGAGGGUGUUCUCAACGAGAUAUGGAAGGGGAGACUCACCAGCAGUGGAGUUGUAUAUUCCUCCAGAGACAAAAGCAUGAAGUCCAAUGGAGAUAUGACAGGUAUUACUGUGAUGUCUUCGAUUGAAAGCCAACAGGGUGUACCUUCUACUGCAAACUCACAAGAAAGUCGUGGGUGCUUCUCAAAGGCUUUGAUUGGUGAUGAAAUAGGUGUCCAUGAUUCACAAAAGAACUUGUUAGAUGCGAAAGAAGCAUAUCAUAGUGAAGGCGGGAAUAAGGCUUUGAUCACAGUUGGAGAACAUCACAUAUCCAGUGGUUUGGCUUCCUUAACUAUCAAGGAUUGUGAUGUUGGUAUAGAAGGAAACUCUGGUAGUUCAGUUCUCGGGGAUAACCUUAAAGUUGGUGAGAAUGGGUUGUCUGUACAUUCCGGUUCUGUUUUAGAGCCCAAACUUGAAAAUAUUGAUUCAGUUGCUACCUUAGAAAGCCGUAAUAAGCCAUUUAGUGACUCCAGUUCUUUACAAGAGGUUUCAAGCACUAAUGAGCAGUUUUUGAAGAACAAUGAAGAAUCUAAUCAAUUAGAAAGGGAUACCCCACCCGAGGAAUGGAGUUUAUUUUAUAAGGAUCCUCAAGGGGAGACGCAGGGGCCAUUCUUAGGCGUGGACAUCAUUUCAUGGUUUGACCAGGGCUUUUUUGGAACUGAUUUACUGGUCUGUUUAUCUGAUGCUCCAGACGGAACUGCUUUUCAAGAACUUGGGGAUCUCAUGCCUCAUCUGAAACUUAAAUCUCUGUCCAACUCUGAUGGCAACCUUGUCUCUAAGUUGGAUAACCUUUCUGAUGCUGUUUCAUCUAUUCCUGAACCCAGUCAUCCUGAUAGUCAAAACUUGCACGAUGUUGUCCCACGAGAUAAAGAAGUCCUGUUUCGUGGAAGGCGCGGAAGUAGCAAUAGCAAUUCUAAUGGGGAGUUGUAUUCCAACAUUAACGAAGUGCAGGCAAAUUCUGCUAAUAUCCCUGUUCCUGAUGACUUAAAUAAGUUGCAUCCCUUUGGUCUUUUAUUGUCUGAACUCGAGGGAACUAAUGCUAGGCAUACCCAGCUGUCAAACAUGUCACCUGGAAACGGUGAUCAGGGACGUUAUAUGAAUCCUAGUGCUGGAAUGAAUAUCCCUUUUGUAGGUCACAAGCAGAGUUCAUUUGAUACCAUGGCUGGCUCCCCAGUUGGUGGGGAGGAGUGGUCAGACAUUUACAGAAAAAGUAUGCCUCCUAAUCCGAACUCUAGUGGUCACUUUUCACGCAUAGAGCAAGAAAGUGAUCGGUUUGAUUUAGCGGAGCAGUUUAUGGCACAGCAAUUACACCAACAAAAUGUGCUUUCUUCUCAUUCGUCUCUGCAUUCGAAAGGACUCAGUCUGGAGCAAUUUCCAACUUCCUCUAUGGAACAGUUUCAAAAUUCCGUUCUAGCUCUGAGCAGAAACCCUCUUCACCAGCAACAAUCAAUCACUCAACAAAGAUCGGAGUUGGAAUUGUUAAAACUUAGGCUUCAACAAGAGCAACAACUGCAGCUCCAGUUGCAGCAGCAGCAGCAGCUUCAUCAGCGCCGUAUGCAACUGCAGCAACAACAGCAGCAGGAACAGCAGCAGAAGUUGCUCCUCGAACAGCUGCUCCAUCAGAAGAUGCAUAAUCGUGGCUUUGGGCAGUCUGAAAUAGACCAUCUAAGAGCAAGCAACAUGGUUGAUCAGGUACUAAUGAGGCAGCGUCUUCGGCAUGAGCUGCAGCAACAACAGUCCCGUUCCUCUAUAGCGCACCCUGAUCCACGUCUUGAGCAGCUUAUGGAAGCAAGAUUUGGUCAACACCCACACAGGGAACACCAUAACGAUUUACGGGACCUUCUUUCACGUGCUAAGCAAGGUCAGAUUCAUCCCCAGGAGUUACAACUCCUCGUUCAGCUAGAGCAGGAGCAAGCUAUGGCAUUAGCACACCAGAAAAUGAUGGAAGAAGAGAGGCGUAAUGGUGCAGUUUGGUCUCUUGAUGAAAAUCGUCAGUUUGUCCAGCCUACAGUUAAUCCGCUGCAGGAUCAAUUUGGUGGAGCUGGCCCAGCUGAUUUUUACCAUCGACAACAGAGGCCUUCAUAUGAAGAACAACUAAGUCAUCGCGAUCAAAAUCUGGCAGUACAUCAACUGUUGCAGAGAGGCGGUUAUGAGCCAGAUUCAGUUCCAUUUGAAAGGUCAAUAUCUUUGCCUAAUGGAGGUAGUGGUCUUAAUUUAGAUGGUAUAAACGCCCUGGCUCAUCUUCAAGGUCGAGAUAUUCAGGAACGACACACUCAGAUGCACCCGGCUGGGCAAAUGAAUAAUUUUUCUUCUGGUAUUCAGUCUCACCACCAGCCUCACAUUCCUGACCAGUUCCUCCCUUCAAACUUUGACGCACUGGAGCGACGCAGCUCUGAGAGCAAUGGGCAGCAUGACAAUAAUUGGAUAGAAUCUCGCAUUCAACAAAUGCACCUUGAAGCUGAAAGGCAGAGAAGGGAGUCAGUUACUGGUUUGCAACCCAAAGAACCUAGUUCCUGGGUUCCAACUGGAGUCAUAAAUGGUGAGAGCUCUGACAGAGUCUUAAUGGACCUUAUGCACCGGAAACAGGGGAUGCACUCUGAAGACCCAAAUUUAGCACGCCAUUCCUUCAAUCUCUUCACAGAUCAACAAGCAGGUCUAAGCAAUUCUUUCACUGGAGGCACCCACCGCUCUAAUGUGGGAAAUUCAUUGCAGGACGGGUUGGUUAAUGUCGGCAUGGAUGAGCGGCAUAGCAGUUUGGAAACUGGGGAACCAUUUUCCAAUAGAUCCCAUUCUGGGGCAUUACACGAAGAAGAGUUGUUCUUUUCAAGUAGGCCCGAGUUGUCCCAGACCGGUUAUGGGGAUUCUGGCAUGCGUGUUGCUAGCUCAACUGUGGAGAGAGACUCACCUGAAGGAAAGGUGGAAAAUAAGCGUAUGUCUGAAGGCAUGUUCACAACUGACUGGGCAAUUUCAGAGGCUCAAGUUAGCAUGUAUGAGCAAGGAACGAUUCCUAGGGAUAGUGGGGAGCUUUCAGCUGGUAUCCCUAGCAGGCACACUUCACUUGGCAACUCCGAGGGAAGACAAGAUUCUGAAACCAUGUCUUCCUCGGGUAUGAAAGAUACAAGUUUCAGAAGAACCUCUUCUAGCAGUGACACAGAUGAUGCUUCAGAGACAUCAUUCAUAGAUAUGUUGAAGAGUGCCAACAAGAAGCAGCAGCAACAACAAAUGAUGGUAGAGGGAGGAGGUGAUGGCAGCAUGGAAUUAUUGGAUGGUGCACAAGGGAGAUAUGGCAAAAAGAAAGGAAAGAAAGGGAAGCAAAUUAAUCCUGCUCUCCUUGGUUUCAAAGUCACCAGCAACCGGAUCAUGAUGGGGGAGAUCCAACGCCUAGACGAGUGAGACAGAGUAAGAUAAUAAUGGUCAUUGUUGUAGUAGUUUAUGUUCAUUGUAACAUCACGUGUUGUUCUUCAUUUGGCAAAGUCAGUCUUCUAUCAAACUGUACAGGAAAUGCAUUAUACCCCCACUUCUUUGUAUAAAGUGAGCAGGUAUCUUUAGCGGCAAACGAAUACCUUUUUCCCAUUUAGUCUCUCUAUUACUGUCAGCGCAAAGAGAUAUAGAGAAUAUGUAUAGAAAAUGUCUUUCACUGGUUUACAUAUAAGAGACUUGUAUAGAAAAGGCCUAUAAUAAAUAAGACUGUUUUCUUUUCAUCGUUAUCAAUUUA